This is a messenger RNA of Medicago truncatula (barrel medic), 897 nucleotides long. Its product is annotated as AP2/ERF and B3 domain-containing transcription factor At1g51120. Bases 1 to 897 code for a protein of 298 amino acids. The record is from RefSeq and is a predicted model, not a curated record. The transcript has a single exon. Gene Ontology annotation, molecular function: DNA binding; DNA-binding transcription factor activity. Gene Ontology annotation, biological process: regulation of DNA-templated transcription. Lineage: Eukaryota; Viridiplantae; Streptophyta; Magnoliopsida; Fabales; Fabaceae.
AUGCUUUCAAAUUGGAGGAUAAAUGGAAGCUAUGAAAGUUCAGAAUCUACUAAGAUAAAUUAUGGUGUGAAACGUAGGAGGUAUGAAGUAGAGGAUGUUGCAGGGUGUGAAAAGUUGAAAGGGGUUGUGCCUCAACAAAAUGGACAUUGGGGUGCACAAAUAUAUGCAAAUCACCAAAGAAUAUGGUUAGGGACAUUCAAAUCUGAAAGAGAUGCUGCCAUGGCUUACGACAGCGCCACCAUUAAGCUCAGAAGCAGAGAAAGCCAUAGAAACUUUGCAUGGAAUAACCAAACAGUUCAAGAACCUAUGUUUCAAAGUCAAUAUAGCAUGGAAACAAUUAUGAUCAUGAUUAGAAAUGGAACAUACCCCUCUAAUUUUGCAACAACAUUUCUUAGAAAUAAUGAAAGGCGCCAAGGUGCAGGCAAAGAAGGUGUUGUUAUAGGGGUGAAGGAUGAGGAACAAUUUUCUUGCACACAACUACUUUUUCAAAAAGAAUUAACACCAAGUGAUGUUGGUAAACUCAAUAGGCUUGUCGUCCCGAAAAAACAUGCAGUUACCUAUUUUCCUUUGGUUUGUGGCAAUGACGUGGAAGUUGUGUUUUAUGACAAACUCAUGCGAUUGUGGAAGUUUCGAUAUUGCUAUUGGAAGAGCAGCCAGAGCUAUGUGUUCACUAGAGGAUGGAAUCGGUUUGUGAAGGAUAAGAAAUUGAAGGCCAAAGACACCAUUGUAUUUUAUAGGUGUGAACCUAUAAAUUUGACAAAUAAUAACGGAGAGAGACUGCCGUUGUCAUUAAUUGAUGUAAUCUACAGUGAUAUUGAUGGUAAUAAUAAGAAAAUACAUUCUUUUGAAGAUGCCAAACAUGGAGGCUUAAGGCUCUUUGGCGUAAGUAUCAGCUGA